Molecule: messenger RNA, 216 nt
Organism: Geodia barretti
Lineage: Eukaryota; Metazoa; Porifera; Demospongiae; Tetractinellida; Geodiidae
Source: the annotation of a GenBank genome assembly
GAGAUCUAGACCGGAUAUAAGGACCAAAGACUGAUGAAAAGAUGGAUAUCCGGAAGGGAACUCAUCCAAAUAGCUUGGGAGUUGGUGGGCAUGGCAUCCUCGCAUGCGCUUCAGUUUGGUCUUCACACGACACCAAUAACUCUCCACAUGUUGAGUAUGGACGCCUGUCACCGGCUCUACGAAGUUGAGGGAGUGGUUUACCACACCAUGUGCAGC